AUGAAAUUAUUUGAAGGUCAAGAAUAACCAAAGCUAAAAUUAAAAAUAAAUAAGAAGUUUGCUGAAAAGUAUUAAAAGAAAAAGGAAAGAGAAUUAUUAGAUAAGAAAGGAGAGAUUCUAGAUUAAGAAGAAAGUAGUGAAGAUUAGAUUCCAGAAGAUGAAAAUGGAGAUUUAAUAAAUGACAAAGUAACAUAAAAAUUCAUUGAAACUCUUGCCAAAAUAAGAUAUAAACAUCCAGAUAUUUAUUAAAAUAAAGAAAUAUUUUAAGAGGAAGACUUUGAUGAUAUUGAUAUAAAAGAUUAGAAUUAAAAGAAGGUCACAUAUGCUGAUCUUUAAGGUUAAGGAAUCAAUGAAGAAUAAGAGGGAUUAGAAGAGGAAGAGUAUGAACCAAAUAUUGGUAUAACUCCAAAUGAAGAAUAAAUUAGAUUGAAAAAUGCUUUUAUAUAAGCAGCAAAGAAUACUACUAAAUAACAAAAGGAUUUAUUAAAAGUAAAGUAAAAAACAGUUAAAGAAAUUGAAGAUGAAAAUAAAGAAUUUGAAAAACUAUUAAAGAAAUAGAAACCAGAAGAAUAAGAUAUAUUAUAAAGAUAUUGGGGAAAUGAGGAAAAUUUGGAUGAGAAAGAUAAAUUUCUAAGAAAAUAUAUAUUAACAAAAGGAUGGAUUGAUAAAGAUGAUAUGAAUGAUAUUAUUGAUUCUUCUGAAGAUGAAGAGAAAAUGGAUUAAUUUGAAGAAAAAUAUAAUUUUAGAUUUGAAGAAGAAGGAGGAAAUUAAUUGAUUACUUAUGAAAGAGAUUUAAAGGAUACAUUAAGAUAAGAACCAGAAACAGCAAGACAUAGAUAGAGAUUAGCUAAAGCUUAAAGAGAAAUGGAAUAAAAAUAAUAAUUAGAAAAAGAAUUAAAGUAAUUGAAAGCAGCAAAAAAGAAUGAAAUUAUAUCAAAAUUGUAGAAAAUAUAAUAAGUAGGAGGAAUAAAAGAUGCUAAAUUAUUAUUAGAAGAAAUUGAUAAGAAAGAUUUUUAACCUGAAGAAUUUGAUAAAAAAAUGGAGAAGAUAUUUGAUGAAGAAUAUUUUGAAGAUGAAGAAGAAUCUCCAGAAGAAUUGGAAUAAAAUGAAGAUGCAUAAGAAUAAGAUUAAGAAGUAUAAAAAAAUGAAUAAGGUUUAGAUGUAGAUAAUGUUAUAAAGAUUAAACCUACAAUUCCAACCAUUAUGAAAAAAAACUUAAAUUAAGAGUAAUUAAUAAAUUUAUAUUAUUUUUAGAGAAAUGGAUGCCUUAAAAGAAGAAGAUAUAACAAUAUGGUGGUUUUGUGAUUCUUGUAAAUAAACAAUUGAACCAAAUCAUUUUAGAUGGGAUUGUUAGGUUUGUGAAGAUUAUACACUUUGUGAAAAUUGUAUUUAAUAACAUCCAUAACAUAAAUUAAAAAAGGCUUUGAUUCCUAAAAGUUGCAAACCUCCUAAAGAAGAAGAAGCUUAAUAAUUAAUUAAUUAAUUUAAGUAUUGUAGAGCAUGUUAAAUCAAAAUGACUAAAGAAAAUGAUUAUUAUGAAAGUAUAAAGGAUUAUUUAUGUGUUGAUUGUUUUGAAAAAGAUAAAAAUUAAUAAAGAUAUAAAUUUAUAGAAGCAGAAGUUUUAGAUGUCAAUAAAUUACUUGAAGAAAACCCUGAAUAAUUAAAAGAAAAGCUUCCUUCUAAUCUCAAAAAUAUUAUUGAUGAAUACUAUAGUUUGGACUUUGAAGAUGUCAUAGCAGGUGGAAUCAAAACUAAAUUUUAAUAUAUUGAUGUUGAAAAAUAAGAUUUUGGUUUAACAAAUGAUGAUUUACUUUAUGCAGAUGAUAAAUUAUUGAAUUAAUAUGUUUCAAUAAAGAAAUUAGCCCCUUAUAGAGAUGGUUCAAUUAAAAUUAAGAAAAAUAAAGCUGAAAGAUUAUUGGCUUAAAUAAGAAAGAGUACUAAAAGGAAUAAAAAAUUAAUUCUUAAAGGAAUUGAUCCAAAAGAAUUUUAAAAAAAGAAAUAAGAAGAAGAAUAAUAAGAAUAAAAAUAAAAAGUCUAAUUAGAAGUGGAAGAUGUAGUAGAAAAUACAACCCUCUAGGUUAAUUCUAAGAGACUUAAAACAUAUGGAGUCUGA
This is a messenger RNA of Paramecium pentaurelia, 2113 nucleotides long. NCBI's taxonomy places the organism in Eukaryota, Ciliophora, Oligohymenophorea, Peniculida, Parameciidae. The record is from the annotation of a GenBank genome assembly.